Molecule: messenger RNA, 669 nt
Organism: Linum tenue
Lineage: Eukaryota; Viridiplantae; Streptophyta; Magnoliopsida; Malpighiales; Linaceae
Source: the annotation of a GenBank genome assembly
AUGGAUAUCCCUCGCCUGAUCAAUACCAUAGGCUGGGGUGACAUACUACCAAAUCGAAACUUUGGGUUUCGACCAGAGGCUGUACGCAUGUUCUAUGCUAAUAUGAAGCCCUGUCUUCACAUCUCUCCACCAUGUUUCACUACCAUAGUGUACAACUGUCUCAUAACACUCAAUGUGGAGUUGCUGUCCUUACUUCUGGGGAUUCCAGUUUCUGGGGCUGAAGUCAUGAAUGAGCUUGACUUCCAUUCGGUUGAGUUCAAUGAAGGAGAUGCCUUGCGGCUGUACACUAGGGAUACAGGUCUUUAUUAUCCUUCGGAAUUUCAUGCUGGGAGACUUCCUGAUGAUCUCAAAGUUCUGCAUUUUUUCAUCACUAGGCUUUUUCUACCUCGCUCGUUUGGCCUCAAUACCAUUUAUCAAUCUGAUUUAUGGAUUCUAGCAAGUGCCAAGGAGAAUCGAGUUAUAAGCUAUCCCCAUUUGAUGUUCGACCAUAUGUUGAACUAUCAUGCUGAUAACUUUGAAGCCGAUCUUCCUUUUGCUCCUCAGAUCACUCAGAUCUUGUUAGCAUUGGGAAUUGACUUAAGGUUCAAAGUCGCUCGUGUGGACAUGCUUAGCUCUCUUCGUGCUCAGUUCAUUAUACGCAAGGUAGAUGCCUCUGUUGGUCGUAGAUGA